UUAUCUCCACCAUAUCUGAACCCCUCGUCAGUAUUCCUCACAUGCACCAACUACACCUAAUCCCUAAUCCCUCCCCAACCUCCAUUUCCCCAUCGAAGACGAAGAUGAGGGAAAUCAUUUCUCAAUGCGUCGAUCGCUAGUCGACCAGUUGGAGGUAACUUGAAACCUAAAGAACAUGAUUCUAAAUGGAUGCUCUUUGGUCACUCCGGGUGUUUACCCCUAGGCAUUCAACUCAAAGUCCUGUUUCUCAGGUCCAUAUUGUGGCAUCCCUCCUCUGCCUUCCGGUGUUUCAUAUCGAAGCAUUAGGAGUUCAUGGAGACCUUGUCAAGAGCUAACAUUGCAGUCUUCCAUUGGAAAAACUCCUCUUCUGCAUCUUGCGGGUGCAUUACCACCGCUCUUAAGUGGUCAGGAUGGUAGCCUUUCACGUAGUACCAUACCCACAAUAUGUAUGCAGAAGAAGCAACCUUUUCUGGCCCCUCCAAGAACUUCCAUGGAGAAGAUGCCUUGGCAUAUUCCUGACCCUGCUUCAAAAGGAGAGAAGGUUAUGUGGUGGUGGAGAAUUCUGGCAUGCAUCCCAUAUCUCAUAUCCCUCCGGGAUACAUCGAAGUAUUGGGAAGCAGCUUGUAGUCUCUACCCAUGCUUGGAGCAAUUCAAGUUCUUGACAUCUGGAUUUUACCGGGUUUUUGACAAAUUGGCGAAAAGUUUUGUUAUGCUAUAUUUUAUCGCUGCAUAUUUCGGUGUGGUGAGGAGAAAGAAACAUCCCCAUUUCUUGAGGUUCAAUACGGUGAUGUCCAUGAUACUGGAGAAUGCCUUUCAGAUUACAGAGAUGGUGAGCAGUUUCUUACUGUUUGCAUUCUAUGGGGGCAGAACCGGUUAUCAGCAUUUUUGGAUUGCUCCUGGAGUUGUCCACGUCUUGACGGUGUUGGUAUGUAUGGGCUCCUCCAUAAUUGGGACGUAUGUUGAAAUUCCAGUACUGAGCGAGACAGCUUUAAAUCAUUCGAAAUUCCUGUACUGAGCGAGACAACUUUAGAUCAUUCGGAGAUGUAGGAUACUAGCAUAUGGCUCUUAUGGUGAGGCUUUGCUUUUUCUUGGGGAGGUUAUUACAAAUGACAUUUUUUGGUUACUAUGAACGAAGUUCUAAAUAUCAAUGUGUAGGUACAAUUUCGAUGUGUUUA
Molecule: messenger RNA, 1175 nt
Organism: Rhododendron vialii
Lineage: Eukaryota; Viridiplantae; Streptophyta; Magnoliopsida; Ericales; Ericaceae
Product: protein TIC 20-I, chloroplastic-like
Exons: 3
Coding region: 449-1015 (188 amino acids)
Source: RefSeq, a predicted model, not a curated record